Messenger RNA from Budorcas taxicolor (takin), 405 nucleotides. RefSeq names its product non-histone chromosomal protein HMG-14-like. Gene Ontology annotation, molecular function: nucleosomal DNA binding. Gene Ontology annotation, biological process: chromatin organization. The transcript has a single exon. Bases 1 to 405 code for a protein of 134 amino acids. Gene Ontology annotation, cellular component: chromatin; nucleus. The record is from RefSeq and is a predicted model, not a curated record. NCBI's taxonomy places the organism in Eukaryota, Metazoa, Chordata, Mammalia, Artiodactyla, Bovidae.
AUGAGGGUUCAGUUGUUCAGGCAAGGGAAAGAGCAGCCAUGGUCAGGUAGACCAGCUUCCAGACUCCUCUCCCCACUCCCAGCACAUGCCCACUCUACUGCCAGGGUGCCCCAAAGGAAGGUCAGCUCUGCAUCAGGAGCAGCGGAGGUGCCCAAGAGGAGACCUGGGAGGUGGUCAAAUAAAUCUGCUCCUGUCAAAGUGGAAACAAAGCCAAAGAAGGUAGCAGGAAAGGAUAAAUCUUCAGACAGAAAAGUGCAAACAAAAGGGGAAAAGGGAGCAAUGGGAAAACAGGUGGAAGUGGCCAACCAAGAGACUGAAGAUUUACUUGCAUCAAAUGGAGAGAUUGAAAAGAAGGAGAGCCCAGCCUCUGAUGGAGCAGGAAAGAAAGAAGUUAUUGGUGAUUAA